Messenger RNA from Hevea brasiliensis (rubber tree), 1088 nucleotides. RefSeq names its product phenylcoumaran benzylic ether reductase POP1. Bases 120 to 1034 code for a protein of 304 amino acids. Lineage: Eukaryota; Viridiplantae; Streptophyta; Magnoliopsida; Malpighiales; Euphorbiaceae. Gene Ontology annotation, molecular function: oxidoreductase activity. The transcript has 5 exons. The record is from RefSeq and is a predicted model, not a curated record.
UGACCUUUCACCGAUCCCUCACCGGCUCAACCUCGGGCCGGGUUCAAACUCUCUGCUACUGUUCUUUGCUGUUCUUAGAAAAUCCACUUCUGGCCAUAGUUUAAUCCCAAAAUUUUGUAAUGAUGGCCGACAAAUGCAAGAUUUUGUUGAUUGGCGGCACAGGUUACAUUGGCAAAUUCAUAGUGGAAGCAAGCGCAAGAGCUGGUCAUCCCACCUUUGUUCUUCUCAGACACUCCACGCUCUCCAAUCCUCAAAGAUCCAUUAUCAUAAACAGCUUCAAGAAUUUAGGUGUCAAAUUUCUCAUUGGAGAUUUAAAUGAUAACCAGAGCUUGGUGAAGGCAGUCAAGCAAGUGGACGUGGUGAUUUCUACAGUAGGUCAUGCUAUGUUGCCGGAUCAAGUCAAGAUCAUUGCUGCCAUUAAAGAAGCUGGUAAUGUUCAGAGGUUCUUGCCUUCCGAGUUUGGAAAUUAUGUGGAUCGCAUUCAUCCUGUUGAACCUGCAAAAACAGCAUAUGACACCAAGGUUAAAAUCUGGCGAAUUAUUGAGUCUGAAGAUAUUCCAUACACCUAUGUGUCAUGCAACUUCUUUGCCGGCUACUUUCUUAGCAAUUUAGCACAGCCUGGAGCCAUUAUUCCCCCAAGAUUCACAGUUGAUAUACUAGGAAAUGGAACUGCAAAAGCAAUUUUCAACGAGGAAGCUGAUAUUGGCACGUACACAGUAAGAGCAGUCGAUGAUCCAAGAACCUUGAAUAAAAUCCUCUAUAUUAGGCCUCCUAAGAACAUCUACUCAUUUAAUGAUCUUGUGUCCUUGUGGGAGAAAAAGAUAGGCAAAAUCCUUGAAAGGAAUUACAUUCCUGAAGAUCAAAUUCUGAAGAAUGCUCCAGGCAACGUGAAGUUAGCACUUAGUCAUGCAGUUUUUGUCAAGGGAGGUCAGACAAACUUUGAAAUUGAACCAUCAUUUGGAGUAGAAGCUUCACAACUUUACCCCGAUGUAAAAUAUACUACUGUCGAUGAGUACCUUAAUCAGUUUGUCUGAUUCUUCAACAUUAAGCAGCCUUCAGUGGGCUAAAAAAAUGUGUUUUUCCCCUUC